CGGAGGCCGACGUCGGCGAGGCGGCUCCGGCGGGGGCGGAAGAGCUCGUCCGGCGCGGCGCGGCGCGGAGGGGUCGACGAGGCCCGGGGGCCGCCGCGGCACCAUGGCGACCACCGUCAGCACGCAGCGCGGGCCGGUGUACAUCGGUGAGCUCCCCCAGGACUUUCUCCGUAUCACGCCUACACAGCAGCAGCAGCAGAUCCAGCUAGAUGCCCAGGCAGCCCAGCAGCUGCAGUACGGAGGGGCACUGGGGACCGUGGGGCGCCUCAGCAUCACCGUGGUGCAGGCAAAGUUGGCAAAGAAUUACGGUAUGACCCGCAUGGACCCCUACUGCCGUCUGCGCCUGGGUCACGCAGUGUACGAGACGCCCACAGCCCACAACGGCGCCAAGAACCCUCGCUGGGGCAGGGUCAUCCAGUGCACCGUGCCCCCAGGCGUGGACUCUUUCUACCUUGAGAUCUUUGAUGAGCGAGCCUUCUCCAUGGAUGACCGCAUUGCCUGGACCCACAUCACCAUCCCUGAGUCCCUGAAGCAGGGCCAGGUGGAGGAUGAGUGGUACAGCCUGAGUGGGAGGCAGGGUGAUGAUAAGGAGGGCAUGAUCAACCUGGUUAUGUCCUACACGUCCCUGCCGGCUGCCAUGAUGAUCCCGCCCCAGCCUGUGGUCCUGAUGCCAACCGUGUACCAGCAGGGCGUUGGCUAUGUGCCCAUUGCAGGGAUGCCUGCGGUCUGCAGCCCUGGCAUGGUGCCGGUGGCCAUGCCCCCACCUGCGGUAACCGCCCAGCCCCGCUGUAACGAGGAGGACCUGAAGGCUAUCCAGGACAUGUUUCCCAACAUGGACAAGGAGGUGAUCCGCUCUGUGCUGGAAGCCCAGAGAGGGAACAAGGGCGCUGCCAUCAACUCCCUGUUGCAGAUGGGCGAGGAGUCCUAGGCUGCCUCGGCCUGCACCUCCCACCACCGGCCUUGGGACCUGUCCUCCCAGGGUUCCCAGGGUCAGGCCCAACACGAUUCCUAUGAAAGACCACCCAUGUGCUCCCUCCUUGGACAUGUGUGCCGCCCCUCCCCACCUGUUUUGGGAUGCAUGUGGGUUUUCCCUUGCUAGCAGCCCUCGGGGCCAUGGGUGGGGUGAGGCGGCUCCCCCCCUUGUCUGGGUUACUGAUGGUGGCACGGGCACACCGCAGGCCUGUGCUCCUGUUGCUUGGAGACCCGUUUCCCCUCUUCACACUGUUUUGGAAAGCGGCCUCCUCUGCCAGGGCAUUAGAAGUUAUAGUGUCCUUUUGGGUUGAAUGGCAUGGGGUUAUUCUGACAAAUUGAGACAGAUGUGGUUAAGGCGCUCAGAAUUUGUUUACUGACUUGUGGGUUGUGUUGAGAGCUCAUGUCCUUCCUGACAUUCUUUGUGAACAUGAACUACUUUGUCACUGAGUCCUGGGCCAUUGAGCUGUGCUUUCUAGCCAUAGCUGGCAGGCCGCCCCGCCAAGCUCACCUUGCCGUCAGCCAGGCCUCAGCCAUAGCUUUGCUGGUGGGUGCAGCACGUGUCCAGACCGCCAGUGUGAAGGGAGCCUGGGGCAGGAGUCCCUGCCUGCCAGCUUGCCUGUCUACCCGCUGCCUGUCUCCUGCUGUUCCCUCCCAUUUGUCUGGAGUUAGCCCGAGGGCUUCUUGCCACAGUGCCUGGAGUCCGGCAAAGGGACAGAUGUAGCACUGUGCUUUCUAAAGUAUUCAGGCAUUGUGGCUACUGCUGACCCGUGUAAGGAGACGCUGUGUGCCAUGUACAUGUAGCUCGGUCUGGGUGACCGAAACCAGCACCUGCUCACAGUUUAGACUUUGCAGAGGCUAGAGGUGUCCACACCCUAACCCCUGGUUACUGCAGGUCACCACACCUGACUCCUGGUUACUGUGGGUCAGACUUUCUGACCUGUGUUCUGGCUGCAGACUCAAGGUUUAGGGACAGUGCAGGUGACACCUCAUUGUGAGACUCAGAACCGUGAGAGCUUUCUCAGUGAUGUGUUGAGUACGCACGCCAGGGGAAAGCUAGCAAGCAUCGAUAUGUGUGUGUGUUGUGGUUCGACAUAAAAUUGUAGUUGCUUCUCGUUCUUCUGAGUGUUUGCCCCCAGCCUUUGGAGACAAUGCUGACUGACUGGCAGGAAGGUACCUCGUGGAAGAAUUAGAGUAAGGAAGUUAGCACUGGAAUUUCAGUCUUUCCCCCCCCUAAAAAUAUAGGGCAAGUUUUAAUGUCAGCUGGAAAAUCCUGCUUUCUGCCACCUGUGGAGGUGCUUUUUGUCAGAUAAUAUUAUUCAUAAAUAUUUAUUUUUGUAUCCCUGGAGGAGUGUGGGUGGAGGUACCGAGUGCUUUGCUUUCCCGGGGACGGGGGGGGUGGGGGGGAGACACCAAUGUUUGUGAAGUAGGAUGGGGUACUCGCUUGAGCCCUGGUCGCUGGAAGUCCCCUGUCAGGCUCUUGAGUAGGUGACGUGUUGGGCAAAGUGGACCUUUCCAGGCAGUCAGCAGACAUGGUGUGGGAGGGGCUGGAGGUUUCUGGUGUGGCUGCAGUGCCAGCGUCUGCCUUAAUGUUGCUGGGUGCCUGAGUGCGUCUCGGCAUGGUUCUGAGGAGGGUCCUGGAAAAGCAUCCCUUGGUGCCAGCUGCCAACUGGGAGCAGCCAUCACGGUGCCCACCAAGGCAGCUCUUGUGGGCACCUGCAUAGGAGAGAGUGAUGGUUUUAAGAUAGAUUUCAGACUGAACUUACCACAGUCUCUUCCCUUUUUUCAUGAACACUUUAUUUUUUUAAGAUUGAGAAAGAUCACAUUUUAUAAGACCUUUAAUUCAAUGAGACUCUUUUCUCCUUUGUUUUGUGUUGUCCUGGCCUGUCCCGGGAGGGGAGGUACUUGUUCAUCUUCUGUCCUGUGUCUGGUUUGGAUGAAAGGUGGUCACACUUGGAAGGCAGAGACCACAGCAGACUGGGGCAGACGCAGAUGGCUCCUAGCUCCUGGUCCGGGCCCGUGCACUGGGGCAGAUGCAGAAGGCUCCAGCCCAGUCACUGGCCCUCUCUGGAUCUCCUUAUCGCUCCUGCCGUGUUUGAAGACACGGUCGUUAACAAAGCUGCAUGGGACACUGGAGGGGAGCAGCCCAUCAGCUUAUUCCACUGUGGCCAGCGGUCUGCAAAGUUGAGGCUGGUAUAUUUUCACAGCCGUUGCUGGAUGGUUAGUCUGGGCUCAUCUGGCAUCUGUGUGGCUUCUCCCCGUGUGAAGGAUGACUGUGAGAGCAGUAUGUUGUAUGGCUCGGGGCUGCCCAUGCCCUCUCCAGGCCCCUCGUGUCCUCUGUGGGCAUGCUGGCGUGGGUGGAGACAGCUCUGUGGGGAUGAUUCUCAGAACUUUGUGUUUCUGGUUACGUGGAGGCAGCCCGUGUCCAGAUUUUCUUUGAUUGUAAAAUAUAUUUUUACCUUUCAGCCUUCUAAUUUAAGUGGUCCAUAUAAAAGUAAAUAAAGUCCUCUACGGAAAUGUUUA
Molecule: messenger RNA, 3492 nt
Organism: Dipodomys spectabilis (banner-tailed kangaroo rat)
Lineage: Eukaryota; Metazoa; Chordata; Mammalia; Rodentia; Heteromyidae
Gene: Tollip
Product: toll interacting protein
Exons: 6
Coding region: 104-928 (274 amino acids)
Biological process (GO): ubiquitin-dependent protein catabolic process
Cellular component (GO): cytoplasm
Molecular function (GO): ubiquitin conjugating enzyme binding; ubiquitin binding
Source: RefSeq, a predicted model, not a curated record